Messenger RNA from Vitrella brassicaformis, 4072 nucleotides. NCBI's taxonomy places the organism in Eukaryota, Vitrellaceae. The record is from the annotation of a GenBank genome assembly.
ACGAAUGAAAGCCAAGCCUGUCCACCGAACAAACAAACGAGAGCCCGCCUCUCUAUCGCCACACGUACGUGAGGUCCCGAUAAACCAGCACACAGACCCACCCACCAUCCGUCCAUCGACACGCGCCCUCCAUCAUUCGCUCAUGCGGUGAUGAAGUGGACGCGGAACUUCUCUUGCUGCUCCUUCAGAUCCUCAGCCUGACCACACCACACCGCACACAUGCGACAGACACAAACCAAUGACUGACACACAACGGCGCAGCCAGCCAGCCAGGGCAGCCAAGCCACUUCAUCGCACGCACUUUUUCCCUUCUGUCGAGGAAGAAUAUGAUGGCACCGACGAUCAACAGACACGUCACCGUCGCCUGAUCCAUCAUGCAGAACAGACACAACACACAAGAGAGGUGACCUCCUGCUGCCACCCCUUUCGCAUGCACCACACCCGCAGACGCACGCACGCACCAGCAGGAUGAAAAGGAACUUCUUGGACGGGCUGACGGACAGCUCAAUCGACCAGCUGACGGGACGUCCACACACCCACACGCACGUAUCGUAUCCAGAUCCGUCAAGGGGAGCAUCAUAUUGUGGGUGGGGUGGUCAGGUCACUUACUCUGAGGACACCGCCUGAGGGUAGGGCCUGACGAUGACCUGUGUGUUGGGAAUGAGCGAGGUCCACAUGCGGCUGCGGGUGCGCUCAUUCAGCGGCAGGCCCAUGAAGAACUCCUCUAUGUAGUUGUUGGUCCGACCCAAACUGGCACACAUUAUAUAAUAACAACGAAAACCACAAGGGCGCGGCGCAUAGAAUGGAAGCAGUCCGUAAGUGGGUGUGGAGUGCGUGCCGCUUCUCUGACCCAAAGAAUACGAAUGGGAGCCCCAGCGGCGUGUGUGCCGACUGGGGCAGCUGUGCGGCCUGCUUGGGCGUCUUGACGCCAUUCAGAUCCGUCACCGUUAUCUUGAACGACGGACCUGCACACAAGACAAGCCCAAAGUCUUGUGUGCCCGCACUUGAAGUAAAUGAGCGUGCGUGGUUUUUGCUGAUGACCGUGGUAGCUGACGCCGUAUGGUUUCGGCUUGGCGAUGGACGGGCCGGGAGGGGGGCAAUUGACCGCACAAACGGGAUUCAGACCUGCGAACCAACACAUAAGACACAUAACAGGGAGGACUGUUGACGGAUGAUGAAGAGCGGCGGGCGGUUGACCGGGUGGCUGGCCGACAGACAGACAUACCGGUCGAUUUGAGGAAGAAGACAUCGGCGUCUGCUUUCUGCUCGAAGACCUGCAGGACGCUCUGCACCAUUUUGCCGUUCUUGACCUUCUUGCCAAAACCAAUCACAUCCAAUAUGCCCUGCACACACACACAGAGGGAUGACAGCACACACACACGUCAUCGCACAGCAGACGUCCGGAGCGUGUGUCGCGUGUCCCGUCUGUGUGUGUCUGUGUGUCUCUUUGUAUGUGUGUGAGAUCCUUACAUCUUCGCCCACGUCGAAGAAAGCCGCCCCGUCGGCAGUGACCUCGUCCCCACCAAGUGACAGCUCGUAGGCCUUCUUGAACUUGCGAAGCGGAGACGCCCCCUGUGCAGCGCAGUGCAGGCACACACGUAGACCCACAGCAACAUGCACACCAUCCACACCAUCCACCACGUACCCCACCCAUCCCAUCCCCCCUUCUCGUCUCGUCUCACGUCGUCUGAUGUGGGGUAGUUUUUGAAGAAACGGAUCUUGGCGGGCUGGUCUGCGGCCUGGACCGUGCCGAUGAGGUCGGGGUAGCCGUCCAGGUCGAAGUCGCCCACACGCAGAGUGACGGGGGUGCGGAAGUCGCCCGUGAAGGUGAGCUUGGGGUCGUCGGUGUCCGAUACCAACGCAGACACGGUGAAGUCGCGACUGUCCGCUGACAUGGAGGGACACACAUCAUAUGCACCCGCAGAGAGGGAGGAGGGAGGACCACAGCUGACACGGUUGUGGUGGUGUGUGUGUGUGUGUGUGUGGUCCGGUUGUUUCUUCUUUCGUACCAGCGAAUGAGGAGACGGCGAAGCCCAGGUCCUUCUGGCAAAGGGCUCCCUGUGGCCGGCAGUCACGGGCUGCGCACAUGGACAGACAGACAGACACGCCGAGCAGAGGAUAGGCAUGUGUGUGUGUGUGCCUGCCUGCCUGCCUGCCUGCCUGCCCGUCUUCCUACACUUCUUGAUCCACAUGCUCGGACACAUCUGCUGCUGCCGGUUGGCUGCACACCACACAUGCAGUGCGGCCACACGCAGACCACAAUCUAAUCUGCAGCAUGCCCCCCAGAACCCGAGGCCCCGCCCCGUGUGUGUGUGUGUGUGUGUGCCGCCCCACCCCACCGGUCAUGUAGAUGACGUUGUUGGAGGGCACACAGCAGUCGUCGCAUGAGAACUUGUCGCGAGUGCACGAGGGGAAGGCGAUGUCGAUAGUGCCGUCGGCAUUGAAGUCGGCAAACAUCAGCUGACCCGCACCUUAGUGACACACACACACACACACCCCGAUACAUACGAAGAAAAGGUAGGCCUUCUGUGCGUGUCUGCUCACCCUCGGGCAGCAGCGUUGGCUCCUUUUGUCUGUGCCGACGGUAUAUUGCAUCCUCUGGAUGGACAAAUAAAUGGAUCGAUCAGACAGCAGAGCACAGCAACCACAUUCACAUCGAUCUGGCUGAUGUCACGUCACUGGUGUGUGUGUGUGUGUGUGAAGAGAUGAGAUGAGAUGCGUACGGUUUUUCUUGUCGGUCUUCUCAUGCAGCCAUAUUUCCAGCUCCCGCUGGCCGCCAUGAUUGGGCGACUGGACAUCCUGCACACUCACAGGCAGUCAGGGAGAGGGACAGAGAGAGAUGUAGACCAGACAUGCAGGCAGUCGAGGAGCGCAGAGGGGCUCAGCUCACGAAGACAAUGUCGGCCUCGCAGUCGCCAUCGAUGUCGACAAAGGCGCUGCUGUGUGGGCUGGCGAUGACCCCCACCCCCCCUCCCUUGUCCAUGCGAUCGUCGUGGAUGUACUCGUAGUAGAGGUCCUCCCACAGACGGUACUCAAACAGGUCCCCCUUGUGGGGCUCGUCGUCCUCACACACAUUCCUCUUGCUGCGGUUGAUCCACACAAACCGCUGCGGCGAUUCGCCCCUCUCCUUCUUGACGGUCUGGCCGAGGAGGUCAGGUUUGCCGUCGCUGUUGAUGUCGACGAUGAAGGGCUGCACGGAGGACUCGUUAGCCGACUGCCACACGAGCUUGGGGUCGGCCUCGGCAUCCCUCGUCUGACACCAUGCCUUGACGCGAUAACUGAUGGAUGAAUGGAUGGAUGGAUGACGCGCACACGGACAUACAGGGGUGGAUGGAUGGAUCUAUGGCGCACGGUGGGUGCGUGCAAGUGUGUGUGUCUGCUCACGCAGUGGAGUCAUCGUUGAAUUCGACCUGUCCGAAGAUGCCAAACAGGUCCAGCCGGCCAUCCAUGUUCCAGUCAGUGGCUAUCACCUGCACACAAUCAGUACACACAUGCACACAUUCAUGCCACCCAUCCCCUCUCCCUCCCUCCCUCCCUCUCCUUGACACACCGUCUGCAGGUCCUUGUCCGUGUCGACGCCCGGCCCCGCCCUGAACUUCUGCCGUCCGUCGUCCCACAUGCUCACAGUCAGCCGCGGCUCCAGCGGCUUGCUCGUCUUGUCAAACACUAUCAGGUCCAGGAACUUGUCGCUGUCCCAGUCCCCAAACGCCUUGAGCUCACCCAGCUUGUUGCUGCCCACAUCACGCCGGUCCCACGACACCAACUCACACUGACCGUGCCGCAGGCAGUGGAUGAGAAGCAGCAAGCAAGAGGCGAUGAACAGGCGGGAACGGCGGGAGCGGCGGGGUGGGGAUUGGUGGCGGAUUUGUGACAAGGGACGGGAGGCGGUCAUCAGUCUGUCGUCUGCCGCGGCUGACGUGGCUGCAUCUGAUGGCUGACGCGCUGGAACAAAUCUCUCUCUCCUUCUGCGCAAAGAAUUGCGCAAACACUCGUUGAUUUCCAUGGUUUCUCUCAUCCGACGCUGCUGACAGGCCAACCGCACCCUAUCAAACACGGAAAUCACCAAAUUGCG